Messenger RNA from Paralichthys olivaceus (Japanese flounder), 2280 nucleotides. It is a transcript of the gene fscn2b, whose product is annotated as fascin actin-bundling protein 2b, retinal. Gene Ontology annotation, cellular component: actin cytoskeleton; cytoplasm. Lineage: Eukaryota; Metazoa; Chordata; Actinopteri; Pleuronectiformes; Paralichthyidae. Gene Ontology annotation, molecular function: actin filament binding; protein-macromolecule adaptor activity. Gene Ontology annotation, biological process: establishment or maintenance of cell polarity; actin filament bundle assembly; cell migration. The record is from RefSeq and is a predicted model, not a curated record.
CUGGAGAGAGACAGAGUCGAAGUGGGGAUAAACAGUUGAAAACAAAAUUAUUCUACGGUACAAGAGAGCCUGACACUGGGCGACUUAAGAGAGAUCAAGGUUCCUGCUUCUGACCUGAUUAAGCAGAAGAGAGGUAGUCGUGGAGGCGAUCGGGGAGACGCGAUCAACAGAACACGAGAGCUGGCAAGAGAGGGGGACGAGAGAGGAAGAAUUACAACAGGGCGCAUGUUGAAAGAAGCCUCUUAAGUCUGGGAGCUGGAAUUAGAGCCACAGAAACUGCAGAGGGGGAAGCCACAAAACCACAGUGAAGAUGCCUGCUAAUGGGAACCGCCCCUUGAAGUUGCAGUUUGGUCUAAUCAACCACGAAGGUCGCUACCUCACUGCUGAGACCUUUGGCUUCAAGGUGAAUGCAUCUGCCCCCAGCCUGAAGAAGAAGCAGAUAUGGACUCUUGAGCAGGACUCCCAGGACACCCAGGUAGUCUUCUUGCGCAGCCACCUGGGGCGCUACCUGGCCUCCGACAAGGAUGGCAAGGUCACCUGUGAGGCGGACGGGCACAACUCAGACUGCCGUUUCCUCAUUGUGGCUCAGUCUGAUGGUCGCUGGGCCCUGCAGUCUGAGCAGCACCUCCGUUUCUUCGGUGGCUCACGGGACUACCUGUCCUGCUUUGCACAGAUAAUCACAGAUGCUGAGCUGUGGGCAGUGCACCUGGCUCUACAUCCGCAGGCCAACCUGCUGUCUGUGGCCCGCAAGCGUUACGCCCACCUCUCCACAGAGGAUGGGGAGAUUGCUGUGGAUAUGAACAUUCCCUGGGGCGUGGCAGCACUCCUCACCCUCGUCUACCUGGAUGGGAAGUACUGCCUAAAGACCUGCGACAGCCGCUUCCUCAGCAAUGAUGGAAAGCUCUUGACAGAGAGCGGGAGGGCCACUGCGUACACGCUAGAGCUGAAGUGUGGGAAGCUGGCCUUUAAAGACUGUGAGGGGAAGUAUUUGUCUCCUAUGGGGCCUACGGGCACCCUGAGGUCUGGACGCUGCUCCAAGCCGGGCAAAGAUGAACUGUUUGACCUGGAGGAGAGCCACCCACAGGUGGUUCUGAUGGCAGCCAAUGGGCGAUAUGUCUCCCUAAGACAAGGAGUCAGCCUCGCAGCCAAUCAGGAAGAUGAGACGGACAUGGAGACCUUUCAGAUGGAGAUUGACAAGGAGACAAGGAAGUGCACGUUUCGCUCCAGCCAAGGGAACUACUGGGCCCUGGUGGCUCAUGGAGGCAUCCAGAGUACUGCCACUGAAGUGUCAGCAAACACCAUGUUUGCAGUGGAGUGGCUUGACCACAAGGUGGCACUAAAAGCUAACAAUGGAAAAUACAUCUGCACCAAGAAGAAUGGCCAACUCCUUGCUGUCAGUGACUCCAUAGGUGAGGACGAGCAGCUCACUCUGAAACUGAUCAACCGACCCAUGUUGAUCCUGAGAGGAGAGAACGGCUUCAUCUGCCAACACAAGAACUCCAAUGCUCUGGACGCCAGCAGAUCAGUCUAUGACAUUUUCAACCUGCAGUUCAGUAACGGGGGGUACCACAUUAAAGGUGUGGACGGCCGGUUCUGGUAUGUGAACAGCGCCGGGCUGGUGUGUUCAGAUGGCGAGGCCCCAGAAGAUUUCACUCUGGAGCUCCUUGAGCACGGGCGCCUAGCCAUACGAGGCAAGAAUGGCAAAUACCUGCGUGGGGACCAGGGAGGCACGCUGAGGGGAGACGCACUCAGUCUGAGCAGCUCAGCGCUGUGGGAGUAUUAACACGAUCCAACACUGGCUCAAACCUGAGGCCCAACUCUGACGCUUGAGAGGCCGCAGCAGAAAGAAGAGGAGGAACUGAGCCGGGGGACGUCUUGAUGAAGGGAUCCAUGUUUUGAGAAAGCGCUCGAUCUCAAAACAAAAAAUGCUGUGACUGAACAUUUGAGUCUUUGUGUCAUUCCCUUACCCAGUGAACAUUUGCAGCAAGAUUAAAGAGAUUAUCUAAACGUCUGAAACUAAAGAGUUAAAGACGUAAAGCGUAUAAGCAUCAGUGUGACAUACGACCGUCCUCUAGUCUAGUCUACCAGGUAUAUCAGUAGUAAUAUGAUCAUUUCAUGCAACUGCAAGUAGGUGGAUUUUAUUUUUUUAUUAGUCCCUCUGUUAUGUUCUACAUUUCCUCUGUCUAUUAUGAACAUGGAGAUUGAGAAAUAAACUUGUAUGGCUGAGUAUGUUACCUUACACACACAACCCCCUUUGCAGCAGCAGGAUCUAAUAAAGAA